UUUCACAACUUUGAAGUCUCAAAACAAGAUUAUGUUUAGUUUAUUGAAUAGUUCUCAUGGAUCCCCACGAAUUGACAAAGAUGUCUAUGAAUUACUCUUCACCGUUUAUAAUCAACGUGAUACCGAAGGUCUCAAAGAUUGCUUGGAAAAAAGCGAUGCUCUUGAUGUAUUUCGAAUGGUUCAAGAAGUCAAUAGAGAAUUAACUUCGGUCAAACUUGAAAAUGUCAUUUUAAUUGAUUUUCUACAAAAGAACGAUCCAAGACUUUUGGUCGGUUUAGAUCAUGUACGUAAACAUAGUAUAGAAAUCCGACAUUCAACAAUGGAGAGGAGAAAAUCUUAUGUGGAUAGUGGUGGUGGAAGUUCACCAAUUUUGGGACGAAGUGAAUCAAGAACAACAAGUAUAGGUGGCUCUACAAUGGGUUCUAUGCGCAGGACUGCAACAGAUUAUACAAUUAAUUAUCGAGCAAAGGUAGAAAUUGCAGAAAAACUAGCUGCUGAAAUACAAAGACAUUGUGAAGUUUUAGAGGCUAAAGGUACUCAAGAUAUUAAAAUUCUAAAAGGUCAGAUUGAGGAGGUACAAUAUCGAUGUGCUGACACUGAAGAAACUAUCAAAAACUUUAAGGUACAGUUUUUACAAAACGAUGUGCUGGAAAAUGCAACUGAAAAACAGAAAGAAGCACAACUUCGAAAAUUCAUAAAUAAUUGGCUUAAAAAUGGAAGAGCUUUAUUAGGAACAAUGCGACUGAAAAUCACUUCGAUACAAGAGAAAUGUCAUCAACAGCGAACAGCACUUAUAAGCAAAGCUGAUCUCAGUGGGAUGUUAGGUCCAGUUGACUUUGAACAGCUCCAAAUAAAAAGAGACGACCAAACACGUUCCCUCGAUGAAAAAAACAUCAGUUUGGCAGGAUUAAAGGAAGUCACUGGCAAAGCAUCGCUAUCCUUAGCCAAAGAGAAGAAGAAUCUUCUAGCUAUCGAACAGAAAUCUAAGGCUUUACAAGAGAAAACCGCCGAUGUUGUAAAGGGAAUAUCAAAAUUAGAACAAGAAUCUAGAAUUGUAGAGAAGGAAUUGGAAUCGAUAAAAGAGUCUUUGAAAACCAUUAAAAUCCAAGUAGAAGAAUUUGAAGCUCCUAGCAUAACUGACUACAUUCUAAAGAAACAAGAAUUAAUUGCUUUGGAAAAGGAAGAGAAGCUUUUGCAGAGGAAAAGCUACAUACAAAAUAUUAAAUUGCAAAAUAUGAAUAUGAAAUUGAGAUCUCGAAAUUUAAUUCAAUAAAACUUUCAACUUACCCAUAAGAUAAA
Molecule: messenger RNA, 1299 nt
Organism: Episyrphus balteatus (marmalade hoverfly)
Lineage: Eukaryota; Metazoa; Arthropoda; Insecta; Diptera; Syrphidae
Exons: 1
Coding region: 32-1273 (413 amino acids)
Biological process (GO): cilium assembly
Cellular component (GO): axoneme; ciliary basal body
Source: RefSeq, a predicted model, not a curated record